Messenger RNA from Plodia interpunctella (Indianmeal moth), 1785 nucleotides. RefSeq lists its product as uncharacterized. Bases 239 to 1246 code for a protein of 335 amino acids. Lineage: Eukaryota; Metazoa; Arthropoda; Insecta; Lepidoptera; Pyralidae. The record is from RefSeq and is a predicted model, not a curated record. Gene Ontology annotation, cellular component: membrane. The transcript is spliced from 6 exons. Gene Ontology annotation, molecular function: phosphatidylinositol bisphosphate binding.
AAUAGAUAAAGCUUAAGGGCGUACAAUAUGAUAUUUAAUAGUUCAAUAAGAUGAGUUUGAAUAUAAAAGCACCCCAGUAUCUUACUAAGUGAUAAAUGUUAUUAUCAUUUCAACGAUUUUUUUAAUGAUAGACUCAGAUAAUAAUUUCUUUAAUUUAGUUACUUUUAUUUAUUCGAUUUUGUUUUGUGGGAUGAUGGCAUGUUCUCCAUUUAAAAUGCGUACCCGUGGACGGUGAAACAUGAAGAUCAGGAUGUCCCCUGCAGCGUCGUUUUCCAAGCGAUGGGCUCGAGAUAACCUGACCAGGGUGCCAAGCGACGACGAGCUCAAGAUCCUGGAGAUCUUCCCCUGGACCUGCGGGGGGGAUGAGGGGGAGGCGGCGAGGAGGGCCAGGAAGUACUAUAGGGCGCGGGGCCCAGGCGGCCUGAGCGACCUGUGGCAUAAUAGGCAGCCUGACGGGGAAGAUAUUCUCUCUAGCUGUCAAGAUGCGUACAUAGUGCCUCUCCGGACGAAGACUGUGGGUGACAGGCGACUCACAAUGAUCAGACUGCCGGCCCCCACGGCUAUGGACCGCCCAAUUUCUGCCAGAGCUUUGUUGGCAAGGUGGCUGAUGAUUCUGGACAUCCGGUUACGUGAAGACCCGUCUCCAUGUGAAGAAGUGGUCUUCAUCGACGUUUCAGAUCUCCAGCCGAUGCAUCUGAAGAGUCACUUCAGGAAGAGUUACUGGAAAGACUUUUACACAUGUAUGAAGACGGCUUAUCCUCGUCGUUUCGCCGAAGUCCAUGUGAUCAACGCACGUCAUCUGAAAACUAUACCACUCCUGCUCUUGCACAUAGGAUUGUACCCUUGGAAGAAGCAACGAGUACACGUGCACGGAACCGUAGGAGAUAUAAACCAUGCCAUGGGAGUCGACUAUUUUCCUAUAGAAAAUUUGCCAUUUGAGUACGGUGGACGGGCUGGGGCCAUGAAGGAUCUCAAUGAUGAAUGGACAAAGAAACUCCUGCUGAACUCAAAAUGGCUGCAAUCAGAAGAGCGUAAGUUCUACGAGACUGAGCUGAAACCGGAAAUGCGCACGCGCACGCGCCACAAGAGCGCCGUGCGCACACUCGGCGGGAACAACGAAUCCUACGACAUGUUGUCGCGUACGCAUUCCUGUCGAUCGCUGAAUAAAAUUGAAGAUAUUGACGAAGGACCCUAUGGUGCAUAUAGAACUCUGCAGUUGACUUCCGAUGGUGGAUUCUAUGUGUGAAUUGUGAAAAUAAUUUAUAUUGAUGAAAUGAACAUUAUAUGAAAAUUGUUCCUAUUAAAUAAUACUUAUUUUCGUCUGUGAAUCCCAUCAUAAUGAAGGGGGAUUUUAUCGUAACGAUGAUAAUUCAAACCAGUUUUUUUACCAAAAUGAAAUUUUUUGUCGCCAGAGAGAUCAUAUUGCAUAUCUCUCUUGUCUUGGCAAAAAUCACGUACAAGGGCCCAUUAAAUGGCCGAAUGUUUUUCAUUUUGUAACUAUAAAGUAAACAUGGCUGAUGGCCAUCCAAAUAAAAUAAAAUCAUUACAUAUCCGUUUACCCUUAUCCCACUUUAUGUGGAGUCGGUACAGCAUGUCAGCCUGUCUGUUACUUACUUUGAUUAUUUUAUUUCACUUUUAAUUUUAUCAUACUUAUUACGCAAUAAUAAGUAUAGAAUACAACAAACUGUCUUUAUACGACUAGCUUUAAUUGCCUGAAUGAAUACUUCAUAGUUUUAAAAACAAUACAGAUUUUUUUACCACAUUAAAAUAUUCAUAAAAUUUGUA